AAUUUCCCCCUUUCAUGUAUACAACUCCCACCUCUUCCUCUAAUUGUGUUUCUUCCACUUUUACCUAUCGAGAAUAUUGGAAGAAUCAGAAACAAUGAGGAAGCCUAGUUGUGAUAUCAAAUUAGACAAGAACAUCAAGAACAAAGGAGUUUGGUCAAAACAAGAAGACCAGAAACUCAUAGAUUAUAUCAACAAACACGGUGAGGUUUGUUGGAGUACACUCCCUCAAGCUGCAGGUCUACUUCGGUGUGGUAAAAGUUGUAGGCUGAGAUGGAUGAAUUAUCUACGGCCAGAUCUUAAAAGAGGUAACUUUGGUGAAGAUGAAGAAGAUCUCAUCGUCAAGCUUCAUGCACUUCUAGGCAACAGGUGGUCACUAAUUGCUGGGAGAUUGCCUGGACGUACGGAUAAUGAAGUGAAGAACUUUUGGAACUCUCAUAUAAGAAAAAAGUUGAUUAGAAAAGGAAUUGAUCCAAAUAAUCAUAGUGUAAACCACAAAAUUCCUCCCCUUCAAAACCAAAUCAUGUUUAAUAGUUUAAAAUAUUUUGGGUUGAAAGACAUUAGCAAGAAUCAAACAACUAAAACUCACGUCGACAAUGAUGAUAAAGUAUCGAAUGCUACAAGUAUCGAAUGCGACAAUGAUGAUAUUUUGGAUUUAAAUCUAGAGCUCUCACUAUGAAUCACAUUGUAUUCACAAUUUUCAGCUUGAAUGUUGGAUUGAUUCUUACAAUAGGCAUAUAUGCAAUAUUGGAACCUACACAAUAUUAUGCAUAACUGAAGAGAAAAAUGCGUAUAUUUGAUGGACCAGUUAAACUUCUUAAUGUAUAUUUUCUCUUUCAUAAAUGAAAUCUUCCAUUAAUUUAAUCUUGAUUUGUUAUAA
Molecule: messenger RNA, 877 nt
Organism: Trifolium pratense (red clover)
Lineage: Eukaryota; Viridiplantae; Streptophyta; Magnoliopsida; Fabales; Fabaceae
Product: transcription repressor MYB6-like
Exons: 3
Coding region: 95-676 (193 amino acids)
Source: RefSeq, a predicted model, not a curated record